GUCACGUGAUCUGAGUGUGAUCUGUGCAAGCAAGGCAAAAUAAACGGGGAGCUGCACAGACAACUCACUGAGGAAUAUAGAAGACAAGGGAUGAAGUCCUCAGUGUCAAAGUUUACAUGGGCCGCAGCCUCUCUACUUUGCUUGAGUGCAGCUCAGUUUGUCAGAAGCGAAACAAAGCCGAACAUUGUUAUUAUGCUUAUGGAUGACAUGGGUUGGGGUGACUUAGGAGUGCUUGGUCAGCCAGCAAAAGAGACACCUAAUCUUGAUAAGAUGGCUGCUGAUGGAAUGCUCUUUACAGAUUUCUAUAGUGCAAAUCCUCUAUGUUCUCCUUCCCGUGCAGCAUUACUCACUGGACGACUUCCAAUUCGAAAUGGAUUCUACACAACUAAUGCUCAUGCUCGAAAUGGGUAUACACCGCAGAACAUUGUUGGUGGAAUACAAGAAAACGAAGAUCUAUUACCCAAGUUACUUAAAUCAGAAGGAUACUACAGUAAAAUAGUGGGUAAAUGGCAUCUCGGCCAUCUACCCCAGUACCUGCCACUGAAACAUGGAUUUGAUGAAUGGUUUGGUGCUCCAAAUUGUCAUUUUGGUCCAUAUGACAAUAAACAAACCCCAAACAUUCCAGUCUACAAAGAUGACAAAAUGGUUGGCAGGUAUUAUCAGCAUUUUCCCAUUAAUAAAAAAACUGGAGAGUCCAACUUAACUCAACUGUACACAGAGGAAGCCCUGGAUUUCAUUGAAUCUCAAUCAAAAGUUAAGAGGCCAUUUUUCUUGUAUUGGGCCCCAGAUGCUACCCACGGUCCUGUGUAUGCCUCGUCAAAAUUUAUUGGUUAUAGCCAAAGGGGAAGGUAUGGAGAUGCCGUACGAGAACUGGACGACAGUGUCCGUAGGAUUCUACAGAAACUGGAAGACCUAGGAUUAUCUGAAAAUACAUUUGUGUUCUUUUCAUCUGAUAAUGGGGCUUCUCUGUACUCAAAAGAACGAGGUGGCAGCAAUGGUCCGAAGGGGUCGACUUCUGUCCAGGCGAGAAUGUUACAGGUGUUACAACUCACGAACAAAUGAACUACACAACCUCCCCUGUUAUGUUUCACCUGGGAAGAGACCCAGGAGAGAAAUAUCCCAUCAGAUCCACCAAGCAGGAAUAUAAGGAUGUCAUGGUUACCUUAAGAAAACUGGUGUCAGCACAUAAGUCGAGUUUAGUGCCUGGUGAACCUCAGUUUAACUUCUGUGAUGAAGCUGUUAUGAACUGGGCGCCACCCGGAUGUGAGGAGAUCGACGAGUGCUACAAAGGUCCACCAUCACAUCCCUACAAAUGUCCUUGGCCCCACUAAGGGAAGGUCAUUAUUAUUAAUGAAGAGGGGGAAGAGGGGAGGGGGAUCAAGGCUAUUUUAGAUAUUGGCAAGAUGGGGUUGAAGUUUUUUUUAAAGAAGUUUAGGCGGGGUCAGCGGUUUGAAAUAAAUUUUAAAAGUUGUUCCUUGCCCCAGGUGGUUAAUUAAAUGAUAGAAUGCAAACAAUAUUUGUGAAACAGUAAUGCUAAGUAUGCAAUUUUAUGUAGAUUCUAUUGUUUUCUUUUGUUUAAACACUACUAUUGUGUACAACUUGGUGAUUUAUAUUUCACAAGAAUACUGCUUGCACUAUUAACUCCAUUGCUAUCAAAUUUUAAACACAAUAUCCCGAGAAAUGGGCAUAUCCGUCAUCUUAUGAAUUAAACAUCAACAGAAAAUGUA
Messenger RNA from Stylophora pistillata, 1727 nucleotides. Its product is annotated as N-acetylgalactosamine-6-sulfatase. Lineage: Eukaryota; Metazoa; Cnidaria; Anthozoa; Scleractinia; Pocilloporidae. The record is from RefSeq and is a predicted model, not a curated record. Gene Ontology annotation, molecular function: N-acetylgalactosamine-6-sulfatase activity; arylsulfatase activity.